Micropterus salmoides (largemouth bass) is the source of this 1055-nucleotide messenger RNA. Its product is annotated as G-protein coupled receptor 4-like. Gene Ontology annotation, molecular function: G protein-coupled receptor activity. Gene Ontology annotation, cellular component: membrane. Gene Ontology annotation, biological process: positive regulation of Rho protein signal transduction; phospholipase C-activating G protein-coupled receptor signaling pathway. Bases 52 to 765 code for a protein of 237 amino acids. The transcript is spliced from 3 exons. The record is from RefSeq and is a predicted model, not a curated record. NCBI's taxonomy places the organism in Eukaryota, Metazoa, Chordata, Actinopteri, Centrarchiformes, Centrarchidae.
GUUGCUGUCGGCCUUCCUCUGACCCUGGUGGCCAUCUAUGCUCUUUAUUCUAUGGUGAGAAGUGAUCAUGUUGCUCCGAUCUACGUCAUCAACCUUCUCAUUGCUGACCUGAUUCAGUUCUGCUGCAUGAUCGUUGAGGUGACACGAUCUGAGGAUGAGAAGAUACUUUUCGUCUUCUCUAUUAUUCACUUCUCUGCUCUGUUUGCCAGUGUUUACUUCAUGGUCUGCAUCGCCCUGGAAAGGUAUUUGGUCAUCGCCCACCCACUGUGGUACCGCUUCAGACGAACCAUCAAGACCUCUGUGGUGCUCUGUGUCCUGGUCUGGAUAUUUCCUCUUCUGUUUAUGUUCAUUUGUUCGCAUUUUCUUGAGAGUCCAGAGUUAGGCUUUGCCAUUCUCUUCCUCCUUCCCUUCCCACUGUUAAUCUUCUUCCUGGUUGGGACCCUCAAAGCCCUGUCUGCUUCCAUCUCGGUCCCCUCUGAUGAAAAACGACGAAUUGUGGGAAUUUUGGUUCUGGUGCUGCUUAUUUACACACUGCUGUUCCUGCCCAGAAUCAUUUGGUUCUUGAAAGUAUACAAUGAAAAAUCUCAGUUUCUAGAAAACUAUGACUUUAGACUCACCAACCAGUCUUUCAUCUUAGUUAGGGUCAGUCCUCUUGCAGACUUGUUCCUGUAUGUCUUCAUGAGGAAAGGGUUCAUAGACAAGAUUUUGGCCUCUGUGUGUUGCUGCAGAAUGGACAGAAAUGAUAUCAGCAGUCCACCAGUAUGAAUGACGACAACAUUUCCACAGUCAGCUUCAUGUAGGCAGAGAAAGAGGGAGAGAGAGAGAAAGGGGAGGAAACAGGAGGAGAAAUGGAGGCCAAUAGAAAGGAUAGAGACGAGACAGAUCCUGUUAUCUACUGAGACCAUUUCCAAUAAGACACCUAACUGUAGAGAACAGGAAGCACUGUUUGGACUCUGCUGUGGGAGAAGUGGCUGCUGGGAAAUGUUUUGGUCAACUUGCUCUGGUUCACUGUGAUGGCUUCAACACAUGGAAAUAAAAUGUGUUUUAUUAGUUUG